Messenger RNA from Diaporthe amygdali, 1593 nucleotides. RefSeq names its product FAD binding domain-containing protein. The transcript is spliced from 3 exons. The coding region runs from base 1 to 1593 and encodes 530 amino acids. NCBI's taxonomy places the organism in Eukaryota, Fungi, Ascomycota, Sordariomycetes, Diaporthales, Diaporthaceae. The record is from RefSeq and is a predicted model, not a curated record. Gene Ontology annotation, molecular function: FAD binding.
AUGACUUCGCUACAGCUUGAUGUCGUGGGCCACGCCACCACCACGAAGAAAACAGUGGCCAUGUGCGGUGCCUUGACGCUGGCGUCGCUGUUUACGCCAGUUUGCGCUACAUCCCAAGCAGAAACAUGUUGCUCGGCACUUGCCUUGAAGCCAGGUCUGCAGGCCAAGACCUACUAUCCUAAUACAACACUUUACUCGGACCGCAUGUCGACAUACUGGUCAUUGAGUGCAGCCUUGGACCCAUGGUGCGUUGCUCAGCCCGAGGCAGCAGAGGAUGUCUCUUCUAUCAUUAGAACACUCACCGCCAAUAACUGUCCCUUCGGAAUCCGUGGCGGUGGUCAUGGCUUCUUUGCCUUGUCCAAUAGUGUGGCUGAAGGAGUGACGAUCGACUUGGGCUACCUUAACACGACGACCUACGAUGCCGCCACCAAACUUGCCUCAGUCCAACCCGGCGGCCAUUGGCAAGACGUCUACAACACCCUAUCACCACAGGGCGUCACUGUUGCGGGCGGGCGCGCCGGCACGGUCGGCGUGGGCGGGUUCCUGAGCGGCGGCGGCAACAGCUUUUAUGCAGCUUCGCACGGCAUGGCAUGUGAUACGGUGGCCAACUUUGAGGUGGUGCUCGCCGAUGGGUGUGUGGUCAAUGCGAACGCAGACGAGAACCCUGACCUGUUCCGUGCGCUCAAGGGUGGCUCGGGCAACUUGGGCAUCGUGACGCGCUACGACAUGUACGCUAUAGAGUUUCCCAACGCCACAGACCCAGCCAUCUGGGGAGGCAUCCUGAUUUACGACCUCAGCGCGGGCGAUGCGCUCAUCGACGCUAUGGUCAGCUUCACCGAGGCCGCGGCUGGCGACCGGAACACCAGCUCUAUCAUAUACUGGGCCUACCUGCCUGCGCUCGGCGGCAUGGUACUCAACACGGCGCUGGAGAACACCCUCGGGAUCGAAAACCCGCCCGCAGCGGAGGUCUACCUCAACGUCAGCGGCAUCACCUCCAACACGAUGCGGCGGGCCGACCUGACCGUCAUAACCAACGAGCUGGGUGCAGGCCAGCCAGCCGGGUUCCGGAACAACUGGCGCACGCUAGGGUUCCAGAACGACGCGCGCGUGAUGCGGUUCGCGGUAGCGGCGCACGAGUUCGCCGUGGGCCAGCUGAACGCGACCAUGACUGCCGAUAGUGGAUUCAACACGCUAUGCAUGUUCCAGCCGCUGAACAACAUCAUCGCCCGGCACGGUGUCGAGAAGGGCGGCAACGUCAUGGGGCUCGAUUACUGGAUGGACGGCGGCGACGGCAUCAUGUUCCUCGCGACGCUGGCUGUCAACGGCGCCGAGAACGAGGCCAAUGCCGCGCCCAUCAUGAAGAACUGGACUGACUCCGUCGCGGCUUAUGCGGAUGAGCUAGGCGUUGGGUGGGGCUGGCAUUAUCUGAAUUAUGCGUCGCCUGAUCAGGACCCUCUCGCGUCGGUAGGCCCUGAGAAUAUUGCGAGCUUGCAGGCUGCCUCGGCCAGGUAUGAUCCUCGUGGUGUCUUCCAGAGGCUGAGAAUUUCAGGCUUCAAAAUCCCGCAGGGCAUGGAGUGGAUAUGGUCACCAUAA